Messenger RNA from Didymodactylos carnosus, 3372 nucleotides. The record is from the annotation of a GenBank genome assembly. NCBI's taxonomy places the organism in Eukaryota, Metazoa, Rotifera, Eurotatoria, Philodinida, Philodinidae.
AUGAAGAAUUUAUUGAUUUUAUUUAUUUUAAUAUCGUUAAGUCAUAGUGAAUUUGUUUCAUUACCAGCUAUUGAUAUUGAAGAAGAAUUACCAAUUGGUACAAUGAUUAUUGAUUUUCGUAAACAAUUUAAUUUAUUUAAUUUAAAAUCUUAUCGUUGUUUAUUACAAACUGAAAAUAAUUAUUUUCAUAUACAAUCAAAUCAACAGUGUCAAUUGACAACACGUACAAGAAUUGAUCGUGAAACUCUAUGUACAUCAUCAUGUGAAUUGUGUAAUAUUACAUUAAAAAUUGAAAUUGUAUUAUCACAAAAUACAAGUGUUUUUUUAUUACCCAUACGUAUUUUAGAUAUUAACGAUAAUUUAGCCUAUUUUAAAUAUAAAGAAUAUAUCAUUAAUGUUACUGAACAUGUUCAAUUAGGAACAAAUAUUCCAUUAGAUAGUAUUAAAGCAAUUGAUCAUGAUUGUGAUCCUAUACACUAUGAAUUAUACUAUUUAAAUAAUUCAUUAAUUCGUGAUGAUGAUUAUUUUCCAUUUAAAUUACAACAAUUAAUAAAUCAUACAAAUCAAUUAAAUCUUAUUGUUCAACAAGAUAUUGAUCGUGAACAACAAAAUCAAUAUCGUCUAAAAUUACAAGCAAAUGAAAAUUUACAAAGUAAAACAUCAACAAUUAUUAUUAUUAAUAUUCUUGAUAUUAAUGAUAAUACAUGUCAAUUUGAAAAGACAACAUAUAGAAUUAAAAUAGCAGAAAAUCGUUUAUGGAAUAAUUUUUUACAAGUAAAAGCGACUGAUAGAGAUAUUGAUAUAAAUGGACAAAUACGUUAUUCAUUAGCAACACAAAAUUCAAAAAAAAAUUUUGAUUAUUUUAAAAUUGAUUCUCAAACAGGUUGGUUAAGUUUAACAAAAAUUUUAGAUUAUGAAACACAAAAUUUAUGGAAAUUAGUAAUACAAGCACAAGAUAAUGGACCCAAUUCGAUACCCGUUUUUGCUUAUGUUAUUAUCGAUGUUGAAGAUUUGAAUGAUAAUGCGCCAAUAUUAAAUUGGAAUAUACCCACAACUGUUCAAAUAUUAAAUGAUAAAAUAUCAUUAGAUGAACUUAUUGAUAAUUUAACUACAACUAUUGUUACAAAUGAAACAUCAACAAAUAAUAUUUUAAUAAUUAGUGUACCAGAAAAUAAACCAGUUGGAUUUGUUAUAGCUAAUUUAGUGGCAUCCGAUCUUGAUACAUCACCAUUAGAAUCAUCUGUUGAUGCUAAUGGAAUGCCGAUACCUCCAUUUCGAGUUACACUCAAAUUAGAGUCAAAGAAAUCUUCAUCAUCAACAAAUCAUUUUCAAAUAUUAGGUCCAUUUGAUUCAACAUUUGUUCUAGUCACAGCUCAUGUUCUUGAUCGUGAAAUACAAUCUAUAUAUGAUUUAGUGGUGACGAUAACAGAUAAUGGUGAACCACAAUUAUCCACAACAUAUAAAUUACAUAUUCGAGUUGAAGAUGAUAACGAUAAUUCACCAAUAUUUGAUUCUAAUACAUAUUUUGUUGAUAUUAAAGAAAAUAAUGAGAUUAAUGCAACAUUAAUACAAGUACAUGCAACAGAUUUAGAUAUAAAACACAAUGGACAAAUUAUAUAUACCAUUGUUUCAACAACAUCUCAAACGUCAACUACACUUGGUCCUAGUCAUUUUGUAUGGAUUGAUUCGUAUACGGGCAUCAUACGAGCUAGUAUUCAAUUUGAUUAUGAAAUAUUAAAAAAUUUUUCGAUUAAAGUUGUUGCCAGUGAUAAUGGUCAAUCAAAAUCUCAUCAGGCUAGCACAAUUGUGAAUGUAGCAGUCAUUGAUGAAAAUGACAAUAUACCACAGUUUACAACUUCUACUUAUACAUUUUCAAUUUAUGAAAAUAAUUCACCUAAUACGUAUAUUGGUCAAGUAAAAGCUGUUGAUCUAGAUAAUGGUUUAAAUGGUGAAGUACAAUAUCGUUUAGAUUCAAUUCCAUCUAAUUUAUUUUUAAUAACUAAAGAUGGUAAAUUAUAUGUCAACGAAAUGAUUGAUCGUGAAAAAUUUGAUGAAUAUAAUUUUAAUGUUAUUGCAUCUGAUCGUGGUCAACCAAUAUCAUUGUCAUCUAAAGCAAAAAUACAUUUAAAAAUUUAUGAUGUUAAUGAUGAAUGUCCAAAAUUUUUGUUUCCAAAUAAUAAUAAUGAUACGUUAAUUAUUGAUCGUACGUAUUGGCAUAUAAAUGAUUUUAUUUGUGAUAUAUUGGUAAUAGAUGGUGAUCAAGCACAUCAUUCAAAUUAUGAAUUAAAUUUGAUAACAGAUCUAAAUCAACUUGUUAAUUAUGAAUAUUUAAAAGAUAAAUUAAAAUUUUCUAAAUUUGAUUCGGACAAAUUUUAUCUUGAUGGUUCACGUUUAUAUUUUAAUGUAACAGAUGAGGUGAGAAAUGGUACUAAAAGAAUAUUAAAACGUAGUUAUUAUCAAGAUUUAAAAGAAGGUGUCUACUAUUUGGCAUUUAAAGUGAUUGAUAAAGGACGUAAUGAUUUUUUUGAUGAAAAAUUAUUAAAAUUAAUUGUUAUAAAUAAUUAUCAAGAUAUACAAAUGGUUGUAAAAAAAUAUGAUUAUUUGGGUAGUCAUUUAAAUAAUCCACAAGUACGUGAAGCAUAUGAAAAAAUGUUAAAUGAUAAUAUUAAAAAAAAGAUAUCAAAUGAUGAACAAAAUCAUUUAUUAUUAAAUAGUUUACCAAAUAAAUUUAUUACAAUUAUUGUUAUCGUUGUUCUAAGUAUUAUAUUAAUUGGUAUGACAUUCAUAUUUAUAUCGUUAUUAAGAAGAAAUCGUUUAAGACGAAAAAAACAUGAUAAAAUGUUGACAACAAGUAGUGAUGGUGAUCAACAACAGACAACAUCAUCGUUGACAGGAUCAGCAACAUCAUCUUACGGUAAUAUUCUUCCAUCAUCAUCAUUACAGUCAGAACAUUCAUUAUUAUCGGCAAUGUUUAAACAAAAUCGUAGUUCAUCGGAUAAACGUCAAAGUUUAAGAGUUAGUAAUUGUUAUGAUUUUGGAGAUACAAUGACGGCCACAACAGGCACUACAUCUAAUUCACCGACAUCGUUACUAUUACGAAAUAAAGAAACAAUACCAAUGAUAACAUCGACAAAUAAUAACUAUGAUGCUUGUUGUCUAUUAGAAAAAUUAAAUGAACAAGAAAAUGAUCAAUCAGAUGAACAACGACAAAAAAUAUAUGCAUCGUGGCUGCUAAAUUCCACUGGAUCAAUGACUAAAUCAGCCUCUGUAUUUCCACAUGAUGUCAAUACAUUUCAUUCUUUAACACGAAUACCAGCUCCUACUACGACAACAUCUACUAAUAUACCAUUUAAUAGUAAUUCAAAUUUAUAA